Molecule: messenger RNA, 2972 nt
Organism: Bursaphelenchus okinawaensis
Lineage: Eukaryota; Metazoa; Nematoda; Chromadorea; Rhabditida; Aphelenchoididae
Source: the annotation of a GenBank genome assembly
AUGGUCUUGGAUGCAAACGUGUUAAGCCAUUUAAAGUCAGAUGCCAUUGGUGAUGCGCAGCUUUCACAGUUGUUGCUAUCUGAAUUUGGGACUUAUUUAACUAGUCCAGCUGUACCACACAUGGAUCCACAAGCUAAAACCGUAAGUUUUUUUGUUUUUUAUAUUUUUUUGAGUUUUAGGUAUGAAAUAAUAGAUGAAAACAUCUUACAAUGCUUUACAGUAAAUCUAGAAGCUAUGCCAGUGUUCUUAAUACUAAUAUGGGCACUUUUUUUAUCCGUUUGUUACCUAAAAAUCAACCAUAUGUUUUUUAAGCCACAUAUUUUAGGUAUUUUCCGAGGUAAUGCCAGAAAGAUAUCAAAGAGGAAGUAACGAACUUAAGCUUAUGAUUCUAAGAGCAUAUAGAGUUUUACUGCGCGACACGGACAAUAUUGGUUACCUAAUGACAACAAAUAUUCCGUAUUUUAUCAUUUCGGCCGCUGGUUUGAAUGAAGAAGGAAAAGCGGUCGAUAAUUUUGAUGGUAUGUUGGUUAUAUGGGAUUUUUAUUUAUUUUAUGUUUUAUUUUUGUUUCUAAACCUGAUUCUACGAACUUUUUGACCGGAAUUUUAAAAUUUUUUUGCGGACUUUUUCACAAAAUUUUGGUUUUUUGUGGUAAGACCUUAUUUUUUAUGUUUUUUAAUAUAUUUUCAAAAUUACAGUAGUAAUGGAGGGCUGCAAGUGCAUGGUAAAUGGCACAAGGCAAUCGGAAGAGCUACGUCGUGCCAUGAUCUCCGAAGACUGUGCUUAUGUUGGUAAUCUGGCGGAGAGAAUAAUCACUUCAUGCCUUCAAAUCUUCAAUCCAACCGUCGAACAACCAAUCUUUGUUCAUCAUGAUGUUGGCACGAUCAUUGAGUUACUGUACUUGGAUUUGAGAGUCAUUUUUGCUAUUACUGCGCUGAGCACUGAGGCUAGGGUAGGUUUUUUGGAAAUUAGGGGAGGGUAGGGGAAGGUAGAGGACUGUAAGGUAGGGUAGAGUAUGAUAACGUAAGAAAGGGUAGUUUAAAAUAUACUUUCUCAGCUUUUCAUUCCAAAUGUUACCUUUUUUUUCAGACCAAAGUCAGCCCCCAGAUCACCUUCUUCAUCGGUGUCAUUCACAAGUUCGCUCUCCAGCUCACCACCCCCUCCCCACACAAUUCCAUGAAACAAGAGUGCAUAACCGAACUCCUCAAGGUCCUCUUUAACGUAUUCAUAGGCCAUGUCCAAGUCGACCAGUCGGUAGAAAAGCUAUGCGCCCAAGAAUGUUCACAACUCAUCAAAUCUAACUACCUACCAAACAGUAUCAAGUACGAUGCAGUGAACGUACUAGCACAUAUAUCGUCACAGUUUACUUCACUGUGCCCACAAGUUACCGAGGAAAGUGUGACGGAUGAUAUGAUUGUGUACGAAGGCAUGGAUGUGACUUUUUUGAAGUGUUUACUGGACUUGUUGGAGCUCAGACUGGAUGAGGUGGGGGUUUAGAUUUAUGAUCAUUUUUUAGGUUAAGGUAACAAAAUUUGAGCUUUUUUAGUUUUUAGGUAACAAAAAUGAAAUUAUGAAAAAUUUAGGUAACAAAAAUCAAUUUUUUUUAGUUUUUAGGUAACAAAACUGAAAUCUUUUAAAUUUUAGGUAACAAAAAUCAAUUUUUUUAAUUUUUAGGCAACAAAAAUGAAAUUUUUUGAAUUUUAGGUAACAAAAAUCAAUUUUUUUUUUAAAUUUUAGGUAACAAAAAUGAAAUUUUUUUGAAUUUUAGGUAACAAAACUGAAAUUUUCUGAAAUUCAGGUAACAAAAAACGAAUUUCUUGCGUUUUAGGUAACAAAAGUUAAAUUUUUUAAAAAUUUAGUUAACAAAUCUUUCAAAAUCCGAUUUUUAGGUAAUAAAAAGUAAAAAAAAUGAAAAAUUUCAGCUAUCCGCCCCCGAAAUGGACCUUCUCAUAACCUACUUUGGCAUCCUAACCGUACUGUGCAAAGAAAACAAAGCAGCCCGAAGAUACUGCCGCCAACGCAUUCUACCACCCCUCAGAGCAAACGACGUGGAACACCCGCCCGAAGAGGGCAUGGCCUUCAGAAACAAAAUCAUCAGAAUCAUGACGAAAAGCGUCGGUACCCUGAAGCGCAUCGUGGCCGAGUUUUUAUUUGUCUUGUGCAAGAGGAGUGUCAGUCGAAUGAUCAAGUAUUGCGGCUUUGGCCAUUCGGCCGGUCUCUUGGCCGAUUAUGGGUUCCUGAGCAAGAUUGGUGAAGUGAGAAGGGCGUCGGAUUCAGAAGACUCGGAAACUGAAGAUUAUAAACAGGUGGAACCGAGGUGAGGAGGUUCGGGGUGAAAUAAAAUCUUGGCGUGGCAAAAAAAAGACUGGGGAUUUUUGUGUUUGAUCAUAAAACACAAAGAACUUGGUAAAAAAUAGUUUCUUAAAAAAUUAGGGUGGGGUGGGAAAAUAAAUGUUGUAAAAAUAAAGGGCAGGGCAAAAAAGAGAUUUUGUGGAUUUUCCAGGGCGGGGUAAGUUUGAAAAAAAAAUUUUUUUUGGGCGGGAUAGAAAAUUGAAAAAAAAUAAUUGAGCGAGAAAAAUUUUAAGUAGGCCAAGAAGCAAUUUUCGAGCGGGAAAACAUUUUUUUCGGGCGGGGUAAAAAUUUUUUUGGGGGGGGGGAAAUUUUUUUUCAUUUUUUUAGGCAGGGUAAAAAUACAUUUAUGGUUCACAAAAAGUGUUAAAUCUCAUACUUUUUCAGCGUGAACCCAGUAACUGGCUAUGUGCAAGGUGAUCGUCGAAACCCAUUCGAUUACAUGACAGAAGAACAAAAGGAAUACGAAGCAGUUAAGCUGGCCAAUACUAUGGAUAAGUUAUUGGAUUCGGGAGUUUUCAUGCCAGGACGAAUCGGGCCAGAUGGAAGGCCACAGGCUGUUUCUCAUGUCAACGAACUGGUCAAAGAUGUUCAUAUCGAAUCAGACCAUUCGGAUGAGGACUAG